Messenger RNA from Hyaena hyaena (striped hyena), 2055 nucleotides. It is a transcript of the gene ICAM3, whose product is annotated as intercellular adhesion molecule 3. The coding region runs from base 263 to 1969 and encodes 568 amino acids. The record is from RefSeq and is a predicted model, not a curated record. Gene Ontology annotation, molecular function: integrin binding. NCBI's taxonomy places the organism in Eukaryota, Metazoa, Chordata, Mammalia, Carnivora, Hyaenidae. Gene Ontology annotation, cellular component: membrane. The transcript has 8 exons. Gene Ontology annotation, biological process: cell-cell adhesion.
CACUUAACUGACUGAGCCACCUAGGCACCCCACCCCACUCCCCCACAAAAAAAAUUUUUUUAAUAGUACUAGGUGCUACUACUAUACAGAACCCUUUUUUUCCCCCCCGCCUGCUAUAGGUCUUUGAGAUGGUUCCAUAUAUGUAGGCUGACAGUGCUUCCUUGUUCUAGUUCAUGGCCGUGUGGUGGCCCACCAUUGAAACGUUAGCGUCCGUUCUCUUCCGGGGGUCACUGGUCACUUCUAAUCCUUUGCCCUGUUCUCGAUGCUGUUGCAGUUGGCCACCAUGUCGCCCACAGGGCUGCUGCCUGGGGCCUGCGGGACCACACUCAGCUCCCUGCUCCUGGUCUGCUGUCUGCUGCCCCCAGGCACCCGGGGGCAGGAGUUCUCACUGAGGGUGGAGCCCCACAACCCUGUGCUGCCUGCGGGGGGGUCCUUCUUGGUAAACUGCAGCACAGAUUGCCCCCAGCCCAAACUCAUCAUCCUAGAGACAUCCCUAAGCAAGCAGCCAGUGGCCAACGGCCUGGGCUGGGCAGCCUUCCAGGUCAGCAAUGUGACUAGUGACAGCCUGGUCCUCUGCUCCGGCUUCUGUGACACGCUCCAGAUGAUAGGCUCCUCGGUCAUCACAGUCUACCGGUUCCCUGAGCGGGUGGAGCUGGCACCCCUACCCACCUGGCAGCCCGUGGGCGAACACCUCACCCUGCGCUGCCUGGUGGCUGGCGGGGCGCCUCGGGCCAACCUCACGGUGGUGCUGCUCCGCGGGGAGGAGGAGCUGAGCCGGCAGCCGGCCGUCGGGGAGCCCGCGGAGGCCACGGUCACGGUGCUGGCGGGCAGAGACGACCACCUCGCCAAUUUCUCGUGCCGCACAGAACUGGACCUGCGGUCCCGAGGGCUGGAACUGUUCCAGAACAGCUCGGCCCCCCGGCAGCUGCGAACCUUUGCCCUGCCCAUGACCUCCCCACACCUCGUUGUCCCCCGGCUCUUGGAAGUGGGAACGACGUUUUCCGCGAGCUGCACCUUGGAUGGUCUGUUCCCGGCCUCCGAGGUCCAGGUCCAGCUGGCGCUGGGGAACCAGAUGCUGAAUCCUGCAGUCGAGAGCGACGGGGAUACGAUCACGGCCACAGCUACAGCUACAGUGAGCGCGGAGCAGAAGGGCGCCCGGGAGAUUGUCUGCAACAUGACACUGGGGAGCGACAGCCGGCAGGCCCGGGAGAACUUGACCGUCUACAGCUUCUGGGGGCCCAUCCUAAACCUGAGUAACUCCAACGCCUCCGAGGGGGCCGAAGUGACUGUGACUUGCGUGGCCGGGGCCCGAGCCCAGGUCACGCUGGACGGAGUUCCCGCUGCGGGCCCUGGCCAGCCGGUCCAGCUCCAGCUAAACGCCACGGAGAGGGAUGACCGGCGCAACUUCUUCUGCAAUGCCACACUCGAGGUGGAUGGGGAGAUCUUACACAGGAACAGGAGCGUCCAGCUGCGUGUCCUGUACGGUCCCAAGAUUGACCAAGCCAAAUGUCCCCAGCACUUGACGUGGGAAGCCAGGACCACCCAAGUCCUGCAGUGCCAGGCCCGGGGCAACCCGGACCCCCAGGUGCACUGUUUUAAGGAAGGCUCCUGGAAGGAAGUGCGCGUCGGGUUCCCAUUCACCGUCACGUUAAACUACAGUGGUACCUACUCCUGCCGGGCCGUCAGCUCACGAGGCACACACACUGUAAUCGUGGUGAUGAACGUUCAGGGUCGGAAUCCCCAUGCCGCCACCAUCGCCAUGGUGGUGUUGACGAUCCUGGGGCUGGUGACUACCGGCACGGCCUUAGCGUACGUCUUCUGGAUUCAGAAGCGGGGUGACAGUUACCAUGUUAACAAGGGGAGCACUUGGUUGCCCCUGACGUCUAGGCAGCCCGAGGUGCCUGUGGGGGUGGAGCCCGUGGGGGAGGAGCCUGUGGGGGAGGAGCCUGUGGGGGAGGAGCCAUCCUGAACCUCGAACCUGGGGGAUGCUGGACCAACGAUGGGGGUUUGGCUGUAUCCCGGGGUUCCGCACCAAUAAAGCCCUCAAAAUCCGGA